CCACCCGAUGCUGAUGGGGCGGAGGGAGAGACUGACCCUGAGCAUGAGCCUGUGCGGGAUGUGGGGGCCGAAGCGCCCCAAAAAGCCAAGGAGCUGGAACUGAUGGAAAAUAUCUUGACGAGCAAGCAGGACGAGAGCUGGGAGCAGCGGGGCCCCCGGGCCUCCUUCACCCGCCAGGAACGGAGCCGCCUGCUCUGGGAGGACGUCAGCGUCGUGGAAGAAGAUGCCACCAAAGUUACCGCCCUGAAGCUGAGGCUGGAUGAGUGCCAAAAAGUGCUGCUCAAGGAGCGGGAGGACAAGCUGGCACUCAGCAAGAGCAUUGAGAAGCUGGAGGGUGAGCUCAGCCAGUGGAAGAUCAAGUAUGAGGAGCUCAACAAGAACAAGCAGGAGGUGAUGAAGCAGCUCAACAUCCUGAAGGAGAUCCACCAGGACGAGCUGGGACGCAUCUCCGAGGACCUGGAGGAUGAGCUGGGUGCUCGCUCCAGCAUGGACAAAAAGCUGGCCGAGCUGCGUGCAGAGGCCGAGCUCUUUGAGAAGAACAAGGAGCUGGCCGACCUGAAGCACAUCCACAGCAAGCUGAAGAAGCAAUACCAGGAGAAGAUGGCUGAGCUGGCCCAUGCCAAUCGCCGCGUGGAGCAGCACGAGGGUGAGGUGAAGAAGCUGCGCUUGAGGGUGGAGGAGCUGAAGAAGGAGCUGGCUCAAGCUGAGGACGAGCUGGAUGAGGCCCACAAUCAGACACGGAAGCUGCAGCGGUCGCUGGAUGAGCAGACGGAGCAGAGCGAGAGCUUCCAGGUGCAGCUGGAGCAUCUGCAGUCCCGGCUGCGGCGGCAGCAGAGCACCCCACUUUUUGGCAAGAUGCGCAGUGCCCGCUUCAGCCCCGAUGACACUGGGGACGGCACCAGCGACCCUGACGAGGAUGAGGACCUGCAGAUCCAGGUGCCCUAG
This is a messenger RNA of Leptosomus discolor (cuckoo roller), 945 nucleotides long. NCBI's taxonomy places the organism in Eukaryota, Metazoa, Chordata, Aves, Leptosomiformes, Leptosomidae. The record is from RefSeq and is a predicted model, not a curated record.